Molecule: messenger RNA, 2152 nt
Organism: Ostrinia nubilalis (European corn borer)
Lineage: Eukaryota; Metazoa; Arthropoda; Insecta; Lepidoptera; Crambidae
Product: oxysterol-binding protein-related protein 1
Exons: 10
Coding region: 359-1711 (450 amino acids)
Cellular component (GO): plasma membrane; cytosol; intracellular membrane-bounded organelle
Molecular function (GO): sterol binding
Source: RefSeq, a predicted model, not a curated record
GCGACCACACGUCUGCGUAGCGCCCGCGUCUCGCCCACACAUGAAAAGCCCGAUCUAAUCGUGAGUGGACCGGAUUACAUAAUUGCUUUCACUGGCAUCACACACGACUGUUCAAAUACGAAACAUGGCUACAGACACCAAUAAAUGCAUAUGGAGUAACUUGAUCGCAAUCAGACUGAUCUGCCGUAACAUAUGAAGAGGAUGGAAACCAAAUAGUAAAGUAAUAUCGCACACAGAAGUGUAAACUAGUGUAAUCAGACAUUCGUUCGGGCUCACUUCGGGAAUAUUCGGAACAGUUCGGAAGCCGCCACGAGUGGGGAGGCGCGAAGGAUCUGCGCCGGAGGAGUGGAGGUGUAAGAUGGAAGAUAAUGCUGACCAGAUUUUUACAUUCAGGACAUCUCUACCAGUGGCCCAAUUCAGUCGCGGCGACUUCUCCCUCUGGUCGGUGCUGAAGAACUGCGUCGGGAAGGAGCUGUCCAAGAUCACCAUGCCGGUGGUGUUCAACGAGCCGCUGUCCUUCCUCCAGAGGAUGCUGGAGUAUCUGGAAUACGCGCAUCUGCUGAGGAUGGCGUCGGAACAGACGGACCCUGUGGCCAGGAUGGAGUAUAUUGCUGCGUUUGCCGUGAGUGCGUUAGCUUCGAACUGGGAGCGGCUGGGCAAGCCCUUCAACCCACUGCUGGGAGAGACCUACGAGCUGGAGCGUCAGGAGUUUAGAGCAGUUUGCGAGCAGGUGUCUCAUCACCCGCCGGUGUCUGCAUUCCACGCGGACAGCCCGCACUUCGUGUUCCACGGCUCGGUGCAUCCAAAGCUCAAGUUCUGCGGCAAGAGCGUCGAGAUACAGCCUAAAGGGCAUGUCACCGUUGAGCUGCCGAGGUGGGGAGAAGCCUACACCUGGACGAACGUCAACUGCUGCGUGCACAAUGUGAUCGUGGGCAAACUGUGGAUCGAACAGUACGGGCCCAUGGAGGUGGUGUGCCACGGCGGUGCGGGACUGAAGGCCAGCCUCAACUUCAAGCCGGCUGGCUUCAACAACCGGGACCUGCACCGCGUCGAUGGCUUUAUUUCCGACUCUAACAAAAAGCGGCUGCGCUUCCUAUACGGCAAGUGGACGGAGUACAUCAAGUGCUGCAGCGCGGCGGCUCACGAGCAGUGGGCCAAGGAGCGCGGCGAUGAAGCCACGGGGCAGACACCUUCUCACACGCCCAAGAAGGUGCUGGCCAAGCUUAACAGCUUCAAGGUGGGAGCCCUGCGCUCCAUGUCCAUCCAAGACAAUGACGAACCAGAAAACACGGACGAGGUGCCCAAACCUGACGACUCGUUCAAUAUCGACAUUCCAGGGUCGGUCACGCUUUGGGAGGCGCGGCCCAGGCCUACGAAUAGCGCACAAUACUACCAAUUCACGGAGUUCGCCAUGUCCCUCAACGAACUAGAACGGGAUAUGAAAGGCCAGCUCUGCCCGACGGACAGCCGGCUGCGGCCCGACGUCAGGCUGUUGGAACAGGGCGAGAUCGACGCAGCUGCUGCUGAGAAGACCCGGCUGGAGGAGAAGCAGCGGACCGCUAGGAAGGCUCUGAAGAAGAGCCCGGAUGGGUGGCAGCCAAGGUGGUUCAGCCAAGGCACAAAUCCCUACACGAAGCAGGAGGACUGGCUGUACAACGGCGGGUACUGGGAUCGCAACUACCAACAUCUUAAAGACGUUGAUAUAUUUUAAGGUAAUUUCAUAAAAUGUACUCUUCUAAAUGUUAGUAAUAAGUAAGUGUGAGGCAGCGACAUAGAGCAUUAAAAGACAUAUUAUAUUAGUUACUUAAAUAUUUAUAUAUGUUAUAUGUAUAUGUAUGUAUUAAUAUAGCAUUGGAAAUUCCAUAGAAAAUAAGUGAAUGUUAGUUGUCAGCUAUAGUAAAAUAAUCAUGACAUGAUUUGUACGUAUCAGAGUGAUAUUAAGAUUGCAUUUAAUAAUUUAAGAGAGUAGUUAUUAUUGUAUUUAAUAAGAAGCGCUCUAUUUGUACAUAAACCGUCAUCAGCUUUUAGAAGGAAGAGUUUGCUUCGUCAAGUUUUGAAUAGUAGCAGGCCUGUUCAUCUCCGCGAGUUUACAUCGAAAACAAAACAAGCACGAUGGCACCCUACAGGAUUACUAUUCGACAAGGCCUCACAU